Messenger RNA from Anopheles coustani, 2815 nucleotides. RefSeq names its product abscission/NoCut checkpoint regulator. Gene Ontology annotation, cellular component: centrosome; cleavage furrow; midbody. Bases 231 to 1265 code for a protein of 344 amino acids. Gene Ontology annotation, molecular function: phosphatidylinositol-3-phosphate binding. Lineage: Eukaryota; Metazoa; Arthropoda; Insecta; Diptera; Culicidae. The transcript is spliced from 2 exons. Gene Ontology annotation, biological process: mitotic cytokinesis checkpoint signaling; abscission. The record is from RefSeq and is a predicted model, not a curated record.
AAGUGAUUUACAAGUGAUUCCUACAUUUUGAAGUGUUGAAUUAAGCAAAAAGAUGCCAAUAGUAGGAUAUUUUUGAAGUGAAGUGAAAUCUGCGCUGAAUCAUGUGUAGUCGAUUUAUAGUUUUGCACAAUCGCUACUAGUAGAAACUGAUGAAUCAUCAGAACGGGUUGCUUCGUUGAGCUUUAUUGCAUGUCGUUUUCGUUAUUGCAACGAUAUCACAAGGCCGACCUAUGGCUUGCACAAUCUGUACAAAAUCGUUCGGAUUCUUCAAUAAAGAACAUGGUUGUCCUGUGUGCAAAUUUUCAUUCUGCUCCGGAUGUCUCAAGUAUAAGCUCGUACGCGAUGGGAAGAAGCUGAAUGUUUGUCUACGAUGCUCCAAACUCUCAUCAAUUGCCGUACAACCAAAACGAACUAACGAAACAAAAACUCCUCCAUCGUUGGUGAAUGAUAGCUCGUCGGCGGUGACGCUCCUUGACGAGCCGAUUGUUAGUGAAGUGCCCCGUGCCAUCACUGCUGAACAACCCUUACAGCCGCAAGAUGACGAUGAAAUUCGAAGAAGAUUGGACGCAUUGAAGGUAAAGGUUCCCGAUGAAACCGAUCCGGAUGCAGGAGGUAGCUCUAGCAGAGAGGCCGGGGAUAAUACUGACCUUGAAAAAAGGCUGGCAGCGUUGAAAGGGGUCGAGUACAGGGACUACAAGAAUGCCGCCCAAAAGUUCCUUGCGCAGGACAAUCGCACUGAAGAGGAGCAGGUACAGGAUUUGAUUGGAAGAUACGCAGAUGAAACUAAGCUCGACAAGGAGCUUGAGAGCAAACGUAUGGAACAAGAUGACGAAAUUAUGCGUCGUUUGAACGCACUUAGAGAAUUCCGUACCGGAGGCAUAGCGGAUGGUGCCACAACGAGUAGUGGCCCAUCACGCCCGGCCCUUCCGGAUAGCGACUCCGAUGACGGUUUGACCGAUGAGGAACUAGCCAAAAAGCUGGCGCAACGGUAUGCGGAAGAGGGAAAACUGGAGGCUAAAUUACCACCGGCCGAUUCGGAUGAAGAAGUCCUAAGUCCCGUGAAGACCUCUCCACGACCGGGUAACGAAGGCGAUGAAGAGGAACUACCCUGGUGCACGAUCUGCAACGAAGAUGCCGUGUUGCGGUGUCUAGGUUGCGAUAACGAUUUAUACUGCAAUUCUUGCUUCAAGGAGUUUCACUACGACGAAGACCCGCGCGAGCAUAAGACCUUAGCUUUUAAACAGAAGGUUAAAAAACAUAAAUGAGCUCCAAAAGGCUUUGAACAGCUCCUGUUUGUUUCCAUUUGCUUGCUGUUAUUUAAUAUUUAGCUUCUUGGUUUCGUUUGCUGCAAUUGGUUACUAUUGAUGCACUACAUUCGGAAUGUGGUAAAUAAACAAGAUGAUAUAUUGUGUAUUUGUAAGGAUAAGUUUAUUUCGGUACACUGAAUUGCCAUGCUCGAAUACACUUUACAUGAAAAAAGAAUGUAAAAUAAAGGAAAAUAUAAAUUUGCUGAAAGAAGAUUUCGGUAAUUCUGACCAUUAUAAACUGGCCGUAACUUCUAUGUAUCUUAUUAUGUCAAUGCCUUAUAUGCCACAAACUAAUCUAUCGUUUAGAAACCAACAAAAUGCUAGUGGAUUAUGCCUCAGCUGUUCCAUUUUUGUUUUUCUUUUUUUUCUUCUUCUUCAGCUCACCGUUCGAAACGUCGGCCACGGCGGACGAAUCGUUCAGGACCGAUUCGUCGGCGGCAUCUUCUCCGUUCGUGUCGUUAAACUUCUUCUUUUUCUUUUUCUUUUGCGGCCCAUCGACACCGUUGCCGUUUGCUUCUGCCGCCGCGCUACCGUUCGUAUCCUCCAGCGCACGCUUAUUUUUCUUCUUUUUCUUAGACUGCGCCGCCUCCGUCUGAACCACCUCGAGGGCCUCCUUCAUGACAUCCAAAUUUUUGCGCGGGACGGUUCCGCUUUCGUAGAACUUCAGCCGAUCCUCAACCUGCUGCUUGAGUGCCUCACCGAACACCUGGGUGGGUGUUUCGGUGAAACAAUCGAUGCGGGACGCAAUCGUACACUUGUUGGCCAGGAAACGCGAAAUGCGUCCCUUGUUCUUUAGCGUAGCGCGUGAAAUGAACGCAGAGUUGAACAGCAAACCGUACUUGGGUGUGUUGCUCUUGGUCUUGAGCGCACGGAAGAGUGCCUUUUCGGCGCCCAAAAUUUGCACCGUCGACGCGGGGAACUUGGCCAGAUUGGUCAAACUGCCGGCCUUCGAGAUGAGCCGCGCACCGACCUGAUCGCCGAUUAGGGCCUGCAGGUUCGGAGCGACGCUGUUCAUUUUCGAGCCUAGAUAAGCGGCCAGUUCCUGUCGGUAGUCGGACAGCCGGACCACCCGCAUGGCAAACAUUUCGAUGUUCAGCAGGUCGAUCACGGAAAUGUCCAUACCCAUGGACAUUUUUGCCGCAUCGAUGAUGGACUGUGCUUUCUCCGCGUCCAUCACGAUCUCCUCGAGUCCGACAAGACUUUCUUGCGUGAGCGAUUUACGAUCCUUGAUAAAGUGCGCCACCUUAGCAAACAGAUAGUUGUCGUUGACAAUUUUCACCAGCUCUGGGAAGUGGUACGAGUACCACUCGCGGAUACGCAUCGAGAACGUAUUGACGUCCUUGUCCAGCUGGUCCAGCAAGGCGAUCGAUUGGAUGAUCAUGUUGUCCGAACGGUGCACGUUAAACUUCACCUUGCAGCGCGAAUAGCUGUGGCCCAAACCGAGCUGCGCCACACCAGCCGACUGGUCCGUGAAUCCCUUCACCAUGUUCACGAAGUGGUGCCGGAUG